Messenger RNA from Manis javanica (Malayan pangolin), 681 nucleotides. The record is from the annotation of a RefSeq genome assembly. NCBI's taxonomy places the organism in Eukaryota, Metazoa, Chordata, Mammalia, Pholidota, Manidae.
AUGAACGAAAAUCUAUUCACCUCUUUCAUUACCCCAGUGAUAAUAGGGAUCCCUAUUGUAACAAUUAUCAUUAUGUUCCCAGUAAUCCUCUUCCCAACAUCAAACCGACUAAUCAACAACCGCAUUGUAUCCAUACAACAAUGACUCCUAAAACAAACAUCCAAACAAAUAAUAAGCAUCCACAACUACAAAGGACAGACCUGAACCCUGAUAUUAAUAACACUAAUCAUUUUCAUCGCAUCUACUAACCUACUAGGCCUGCUACCCCACUCAUUCACCCCCACAGCCCAACUGUCAAUAAACCUGAGCAUAGCCGUUCCUCUAUGGGCAGCCACCGUAGUCACAGGUUUUCGACACAAUACAAAAACAUCUUUAGCCCACUUCCUACCCCAGGGAACACCAACCCCCCUUAUCCCAGUGCUAGUGAUCAUUGAAACAAUCAGCCUGCUAAUCCAACCCAUAGCGCUCGCAGUACGACUGACAGCCAACAUCACCGCCGGCCACCUGUUAAUACACCUAAUCGGAAGCGCAACCCUUGCCCUAAUAUCAAUCAACCUCACCGUGGCCACAACUACCUUCAUCGUCCUAGUCCUGCUUACAAUCCUUGAAUUCGCAGUCGCACUCAUUCAGGCCUACGUCUUCACCCUUCUAAUCAGCCUCUACUUACAUGAUAACACAUAA